Molecule: messenger RNA, 7863 nt
Organism: Platichthys flesus (European flounder)
Lineage: Eukaryota; Metazoa; Chordata; Actinopteri; Pleuronectiformes; Pleuronectidae
Gene: madd
Product: MAP-kinase activating death domain
Exons: 38
Coding region: 679-5793 (1704 amino acids)
Biological process (GO): regulation of apoptotic process; regulation of Rab protein signal transduction
Cellular component (GO): cytosol
Molecular function (GO): guanyl-nucleotide exchange factor activity
Source: RefSeq, a predicted model, not a curated record
GCCGUCAUCCGCACAGGGCCCCGCAAAGGCUGGGACCGCUCCUGUCAGAUGAUAAAACAUAGUGAAAACCUGACCGACACAUUCUCGCUGCUGUCCCCGUCACCACCGACUCUGAUGACCGCCCCUGCUGCCAGUGUCCCCGCUCGUCGCUUCCCUCCUCUGGGACCGUGAGUAUGCGGAACUCCCUGCGGACUGACGGUGCUGUCGAAGGGGAUGUUGUGAAGGAGGCAGGUCGGAACUGACCGAAGCAGCGGAGCGGAGAGGCGGACCCACACACAUACACACACCUCCCAUCAGUCACACCUCUCUCUGCCCGCCGGACACACGGACGCAGCUCGCCCCUCAACCCGACCUCCACACCGUAUGCUACACCGCGGGCUUCACGAGAAACGGCCGAAUCCAAGACACCCCGCGCGGCCUCUCUCCCUCCGUGACCGAGCAGGACACCCUCCGCCCAGGCCGUCAUCAGCAGCUGGCUCCGCAGCGAGCGCUAGCGGCUAACCGGCUAACGCAGCCAGGUCUGACUAAGUCGUUUCUUUGGAUCAACAUAAUGACGAGGGAGUCGCAGCGGUUCAACUAUACGCUUCAACUUUCCCAGUUGUGAUGGAGACACAACACUGACUCAAGACAGAACACAUAUCCUGGAUGCCCUGACAAACAGGACGGGUUCAAUCCAAGAUGGAGAAAAAGAAAAUGUGCCCUCGCCUGCUCGACUACUUGGUCGUAGUUGGAGCAAGGCAACCUAGCAGUGACAGUGUGGCCCAGACACCUCAGCUCCUUCGCCGCUACCCGCUGGAGGACCACCCUGACUUCCCACUCCCACCAGAUGUGGUGUUCUUCUGCCAACCGGAGGGCUGCCUUAGCAUCCGGCAGCGCAGGGUUAGCCUCCGUGACGACUCCUCGUUUGUUUUCACUCUUACCGACAAAGACUCAGGAACCACCCGCUAUGGAAUCUGCAUCAACUUCUACCGCUCUUUUCAGCGAGGGCAUCACCGCGCCCGUGGGGACAAGGGCAGCCACUCAGACACAGCCGCACAGGCAGCAGACACCGCUAGUGAAGGGUCUGAUGGAAGUGUCGGAGGCUCAUCCUCCGGGUUAGCUCCACCUCAUAAUGCUGAGUCCGGAGCUCCGCCGGCCUCCGGAGAAGAAGGCAGAAAACCGGGUACCGAGCAAAAUGCCAGCAAAUCCCCACAGCACAGACGAAGCGCUGCUAAGAUGGCGGCCAGGAACCGCAACAGCACGCUGACCUCGCUGUGCAUCCUCAGCCACUACCCAUUCUUCUCCACCUUCAGGGAAUGCCUAUAUAUUCUGAAGAGGCUGGUGGACUGCUGCAGUCAGAGGCUUACGCAGCGGGCUGGGCUCCCUCGUGCCACCCAGAGGGACACCAUGUGGCGGGUGUUCACUGGGGCGCUGACGGUGGAAGAGAAAGGCAGCCAGCUGCUGGCCGACUUGCGGGAGAUUGAAUCCUGGAUGUACCGGUUGCUGCGUUCACCAGUCCCCGUGCCCGGUCAGAGACGUGUGGACGUGGAAGUGUUGCCCCAUGAACUCAAACGGCCGUUCAACUUCGCCCUUCCUGACAACUCCCGCUUCUCAAUGGUCGACUUCCCCCUGCACCUGCCCCUGGAGCUGCUGGGGGUGGACGCCUGUCUUCAGGUCCUCAGCUGCAUUCUGCUAGAGCACAAGGUCAUUCUUCAAUCCAGAGAUUACAAUGCUUUAUCAAUGAGUGUUAUGGCCUUUGUGGCCAUGAUUUACCCUCUGGAGUACAUGUUCCCUGUCAUCCCUCUACUGCCAACAUGUAUGGCCUCAGCUGAACAGCUCCUUCUUGCCCCCACUCCCUACAUUAUUGGCGUACCUGCCAGCUUCUUCCUCUACAAAGCAGAUUUCAAAAUCCCGGAUGAUGUGUGGCUUGUGGACCUUGACAGCAGCAAGGUUGUUGCACCCACCAAUGCAGAGCUGCUACCACCUCUUCCAGAGCCGGAAGCAUGCGAGCUUAAGAAACAUCUGAAACAGUGUCUGGUUAGGUUGACCGUGAUCACCCAAAAGCAGAUCUUCUCCUCUGAAAAUAAGGCCUUGGCCAGUAUGAGUUUGAACACCCAGCCCAUUCUGAACCUGGAGAAGUUCCAGGAGGGCCAGGAGAUGCCUCUGCUCCCACCGGGACGGGACAAAGCCUCACCGUCCUCCACAGAGUUCAACCCUCUGAUUUACGGCAAUGACGUUGAUUCAGUGGAUGUCGCCACCAGGGUGGCCAUGGUACGGUUCUUCAACUCCCCCAACGUUCUCCAGGGGUUCCAGAUGCACACUCGCACCCUGCGCCUCUUCCCCCGACCAGUGGUGGCUUUCCAGUCGCAGUCUUUUCUAGCGUCUCGGCCACGGCGCUCUAGCUUUGCAGACAAACUGUCCCACACGCAGGCGGUGGAGUUUUACGGAGAGUGGGCUCUGAAUCCCACCAACCUCGCCUUCCAGAGGAUACAUAACAAUGUGUUUGACCCGUCCUUGAUCGGAGAUAAGCCCAAGUGGUACGCUCACCAGCUCCAACCAGUGUCGUACAGGGUGUAUGAUGGGAGCUCCCAGCUGGUUGAAGCCAUGGCCGGUCCCUUGGAGGACGAUGGCAACGACUCUGAUCCCACAGACAGUGGAAGUGACAGUGAGGGGUACGAUGACUCCAGCUCAUCUUACUCCUCGCUCGGUGACCUGGUGAGCGAGAUGAUCCAAGGGGACAUCCAGGGAGAUACGCCCAGCUUGGACCCUCCGACCCACGCUGCACUGGGAGAUGCCAGUGAGGUGGAGUUUCAGGACUUCCAUGAAUUCAGGGAAGGUCCUGGCUCCGAGGGUCUACCUCUUGGGGAGGGACCGGCUGAAGCCUCCGAUGGACAACCGCUGCGCUCGAGCUCCAGCACAACCGCAAGCUCUAGUCCCAGUACAAUAAUCCAGGGAGUCAACAACGAGCAGGGGGAAGCGCCUGAAAUUGAAGCAUCGGCGAGCGCUGCUUUACAGAACCCUGUCCCCGCACUGGGCAGUCAGCCGUUCCUCAGGCCCCCAGCUGAUCCUGGCCUGCAGGACCCAGGCAACAAAAAGCAAGAGUAUGAUAACCCGUACUUUGAGCCCCAGUAUGGCUUCCCCGCUGAGGAUGACCCUGAUGCAGAGGAGCAAGUGGAGUCAUACACCCCUCGAUUCAACCAGAACCUCAAUGGCAACAAGACGCAGCGUCCUUUACGUCCCAGUAGCUUGAGGCUUCCAGGAGAGUCGGACGGGGAGGGAGACUCCCGCAACAGCUCGCCAAACUCCACCAUCUCCAACAGCAGCAAUGAUGGGUUCGGGGGCCUCAUGUCCUUUGCCAGCAAUCUGUACAAGAACCAUGGCACCAGUUUCAGUUUGUCCAAUCUCGCCCUCCCCAACAAGGCAGCGAGGGAUAAAUCCACUCCCUUUCCCAGCCUGAAAGAUUCCCCUGACAGCCCGGGCGCACGUGCACCGCGAGCACUCGUUGACCAGAAGUCGUCGGUGAUCAAGCACAGUCCCACAGUGAAGAGAGAAUCCCCGUCUCCUCAAGGUCGAGUCAACAACACGAGCACAUCAACACCGGCGUCGACCCUUAUGACCAAAAACUCUCGAAUUUCGUCGUCUUUCCACGUUGACAUCUUCGUCCUCUCUGAGAACCAGCAGUUCUUGAAGGAGGUGGUGCAGAGUGUCCUCGACGGCCAGGGGGUCGGCUGGCUCAACAUGAAAAAGGUCCGGCGUCUGUUGGAGAACGAGCAGCUCCGCGUCUUCGUUCUGAGUAAACUGAACCGAGCCGUCCAGUCGGAGGAAGACGCCCGACAGGAGAUCAUACGCGACGUGGAGGUGAGCAGGAAGGUUUACAAAGGCAUGCUGGACAUCUUGAAGUGCACAGUUUCCAGUCUGGAGCACUCGUACACAAACGCAGGCCUCGGAGGAAUGGCCAGUGUCUUCAGCCUAUUGGAAAUAGCACGGACACAUUAUCAAACCAAAGACCCAGAGAAACGCAAGCGAAGCCCCACAGACAGUGCUGGCAGCCCGGGGAGUAAAGAGAGUCCGUCUGGUCGUAUGGAGACGGCCAGACCUCAGGGCCUCCUGAAUGUUCCCCACCUGCAGCUGCCGCACCACCCCACGGGCAAGGGGGACCGCCAUUUUGAUACCCGGAGUCUGAACGAGGAGAACUUUAUUGCCUCGAUCGAAUUGUGGAGCAAGCACCAGGAUAAGCAAAAAGCUUUGGAAAAACCACAGAGGUCUGAAGGAGCAAAGCAGCAGCGCCCCCAAGUGGCCGACGCAGAGGAGAAGAAAUCCCAGAUCAGUGCGGACAGUGGCCUCGGUGUCACAUCUGGAUCUCAGAAGAGCGACACUGAGUCGGUAACGAGCUCGGAGCCACCGAUCCUGACCAGAACAACCAGCCAGGACUCAGAGGCCAGCACAGUGAUAAGCAACAGCUCGGGGGAGACUCUGGGAGCCGACAGUGACCUGAGCAGCACAGCAGGGGACGGCCUCGGGGGGAGGAGGACUGCUCAUCUGACUCAGUCCAGAGGGACGCUCUCCGACAGUGAGAUAGAAACCAAUCCAGCCACCAGCUCAGUGUUUGGGAGGACUCACACUCUGAAAAAAGGUGUCAAAGAUCCGGUCCCAGCUCAGUCGAAGGGGCCGCCUCCUCAGCCCAUGGAGGACCUGAGCAUGAGGAUUUACCUCUGUGAAGGCCUGCUUGGACGCGAUAAGAGCUCCGUCUGGGAUCAACUAGAGGAUGCUGCCAUGGAAACCUUUUCUCUAAGUAAAGAGCGCUCCACCCUGUGGGACCAGCUGCAGUUCUGGGAGGACGCCUUCCUCGACGCGGUGAUGCUGGAGCGCGAGGGCAUGGGGAUGGACCAGGGGCCUCAGGAGAUGAUCGAAAGAUACAUGUCGCUGGGGGAUCAUGACCGAAAGCGUCUGGAGGAUGACGAGGACAGACUCCUGGCUACUCUGCUGCACAACAUGAUAGCGUACAUGCUCAUGAUGAAAUUGACCACAAACGACAUCAGGAAGAAAGUGAGACGUUUGAUGGGAAAGUCCCACAUCGGCCUCACGUACAGCCAAGAGAUCAACGAGAUGCUGGACAAACUGGCAAACAUGAAUGGCCGUGAGUGGUCCAUCAGGCCCAGUGGAAGCCGUCACAUCAAGAAGCAAACGUUUGUUGUUCAUGCCGGCACCGACACCACGGGAGACAUCUUCUUCAUGGAGGUCUGUGACGACUGCAUCGUGCUGCGCAGCAACAUCGGCACCGUGUACGAACGCUGGUGGUACGAGAAACUCAUCAACAUGACGUACUGCCCCAAGACCAAGGUUCUGUGUCUGUGGAGACGCAACGGCCAAGAGACGCAGCUCAACAAGUUCUACACCAAAAAGUGUCGUGAACUCUACUACUGUGUUAAAGACAGUAUGGAAAGAGCUGCAUCCAGACAGCAAAGCAUUAAACCAGGGCCGGAGCUGGGCGGAGAGUUUCCCGUCCAGGACAUGAAGACGGGCGAAGGUGGGCUGCUGCAGGUCACCCUGGAGGGAAUCAACCUUAAGUUCAUGCACAGCCAGGUUUUCAUAGAGCUGAGUCACAUUAAAAAGUGCAAUACAGUGAAGGGAGUCUUUGUCCUGGAGGAAUUUGUUCCUGAAACUAAAGAAGUGGUGAUCCACAAGUACAAGACGCCCAUGGCACAUCAGAUCUGUUACUCCGUCCUCUGCCUUUUCUCCUACGUGGCGGCCGUGAAGGGGAAGGAGGCGGAAGGGAAACCCAAGAUCAUUUCGCCGAGACCCCUUCACAGCUAGUCCACACCUCCUCUCGCCCCCCCGUCCCCACCUGUCCCCCCCCCUCGUAUCGUCCUCUGUGUGCCUCUCUACUUGAAACGGCAUCUCGGCUCUUAAACCACAGACUUCUGACAAUCCAUAGUUUUACUCUAAGCACAUGAUUCCUGCCCCCCCUCCCCCUCCCCUCCAAGCCCCGCCCUCUCUCCCAUGUAUAUACAAGACCCUCGUUCCCCUUUUAGAUCUUCUUGUAAUGGCGUGUUUGCUCUGUGAUGUCAUGUAAAUACUUCCGGCUCCUGGUCGUUCUGAUGACUCAGCUAAAUGUUUCCUGCUCCUUAAACUCCAGAGACGUGACGACUCUCCUCCGUGAGACGUCUCCUGUCGCUCCUGCUGCCAAGACUGUACCACCCCCCCACCCUGAGGCACACAGUGCAUGCAGGUCCCGUGCACAGCCUUGACUUCUCCCAACCCCCCCCCCCCCCCCCCGUCUCGUCUCUGUACGACCGUGUGACUUGUUCUGUGAUUCCGUGGUUACUGUAAAGUUCCAGUCUGUUCCAAGUUUAAACUGGUGAAGGGGGGGGGGUAAACAGCCCUGUAAACGCUUCUGUAAACCGGAGCUCCGCAUGUACACGCUUCUCUCAAGGUGUUUGAACCCCUUUGGUCAUGUGACGUGUUCUCAGACGCGUGUUCUCCCGCUCGGCCGACCGGGCGGAGUUAACUGUUCCUAGUUCUGCUGUAAAACUUCUCGUCCGUGUUCUGUGAUCAGCUGCAUGUUCCCCUGUGACAAAUAAAUAUUAUAUAUAUAUAUUUCUAUAUAUAGUAUUUAUUUAAUAUAUACAUUUAUUGACUGUACAUUUCCCUGAAAAAAAAAAAAGUAAUGUUACCAAUUGUUCAUUUGCUAGAUGUGCAAUACUUGAUGAGUAGUUAGCCAUGGCCAGAGCUAGUGGAGUUCACUGGCUUUUCACGGGGUGGAGAAUGUAAGAUGUGAGAUUUCUUUUGUUUCCUUUUUGUUUUUUACGUUUCGAUUGAUGUGAAUGUGACGAUUCAAUGUGACAUGAGUGUUAAAGUGUUUGUCUUUUUAAAAGUGAAUCUGCUUCGGAUCACAAACAGGAAAAAACUGCAAAAACCACAGGGCGCUUUGCACUCAGGCCACGCCCCCAAACAGUGAUGUCACAGCAGGUGUUUCUUUAAAUGAGCGGCAGAGUUAAAACUUCAUUAUCUUUAGAUUAUGGAUAGUUGAUGUUAUCCAAUUGAAAAUCAGAGUUUAAAAGAAGUAAACUGGACCAAGUUUAACUUGUUAAUGAGAGAAAAUUGUUCGUUGUUCUUCCCGGGGGCAAGUCCCAACGCUCCACAAAAUUCCAUAGAAAUGGGUUCAGUAGAUUGAAAACCUGCUCAGCAAACGUAAAGAUGAUCCAAUAUAAUAGUAAACAAACUGUAACCAGAGUGAACAACAAAGAGAAACCAGCUGCUUUGACAUCACUGAAUCAAAAAGUGAAAAACAAACUUGGCCGACGUGUUGAAGCCGAAAGUUUGUUCUCCUGCUCCCUGCGGAAAACACACCGUCUCUAAAUGUCUCUGUUUUGUGUUAAAUCUGGUCCCAUUACAACGAGAGUGAGUGUGUUUGUGUAUUUGUGUGUGUGCGUUCCUGUGGUGAACAGUUUUCUCCUGAUCAGCAAUAUACAUGUAUCGGUACAGCCAUGUCACUGGAAAGAGGUUUUAUUUUGAUUCUGACAUGCUGGUAUUUUUUAGUAACUUAACUGUGUAAAAGGAAAAUGGAUCGGUGGGAUGUUGAUGAAAUGUUGUUCCUCUCAUGAAGUGACACCGCAUGUCGGUGUGAACGUGACCAAACCGGAUCUGAAGCUGGUGUGAAACCGGUUCGGGAACAGGACACGGCUCUUUCUGCUUAAGUUGAAGAGUUUUCUUUUGUUUAAAACUGGAUUAUUCCAGCUCAUCUCUUGUCAUUGUACUUGGCCAGCUGCUGUAACGAGAAGUCCCAACUACUGAGAUGCAAGGUGGAAGUAUUCCAGCAUCUGAAAAAGUAUUUAUAGAAUAUAUACAGCUUUGGCAAUAUAAAUAAAAGUUGUCCCAAAUGAG